CCUAACAUGUUUUUAUUUUGACAUUUUCUUAAAUGCGCGAAUUUUUACUACACAGUUCGGUUUUUGGUAACUGUUUUAAAUAAUGUAAAGGAUUUAUUAAUUGAAGUAUACGAUAUACCAUGGAUUUAAACUGGUGCAGAUUGUGUGUCAAUGUUGUUAAUAGCAGCAUUGCGCAGAAUUUAUUUGAAAACAGAGAAACUAUGCGAGAAGUUCAGAGCCUGCUUGGUAUUGAGUUACGAAAUGAUGUAGGCUUGCCACCAUAUAUAUGUGAAAAUUGUGAAACAAAUUUAGAAAUAGCCUAUAAAUUUCAAAUGAGGUGUUUACGAGCACAAAAUUACUUUUCCUCGAACAAAUUUCAGGAACGAUUAAGUGCACAAUAUGACUAUUUUUAUAAAAUCGAAAAGAUAAACGAUAUUUCGCAAACAAUGGUUGACCAAAAAAAUGAGGAAGUUGUUAGUGAUGAUGAUUUUACUGAAGAUAUAUCCUCAAAAACAGUUAGUUUCGAUUUUAAUGAUAUAAUUGAGGAAAGUUUAGAAAAUAGUAAUAUUAAUGUAGAAUCUGUAUCCGACGAAAGCGCAGUACAAACUAAACCCAUAUUUAUGUUAGACAAAAAACCUACAUUACAUAAAAAAUCAAAUCCAAAAAACACAACUAAUCGAACAUGGGUAUGCGAAUUUUGUGGUCGUAUAUUUACUGCACAUAAUCAUUAUCAUUAUCACAUUCGAAGACAUAAGGGUAUAAAAAAACACGCUUGCAAAUAUUGCCCCAAAAAGUUUGUGGGUAGUAAUGAGUUAAAAAUACACGAGCGUGUACACACUGGAGAACGGCCAUAUAGUUGUGUUUAUUGCGAACGUAAAUUUACAUGUGCAUAUCAAAGAAACCAACACGUGGGACGCAUGCAUACUAAUAACCGUCCAUAUAAAUGCGAAUUCUGCACUAAAGGCUUUACAAACAACAAGUGUUUAAAACAACAUUUACUGAUCCAUAAUAAAGACCGAAUCCAUAGCUGUAAUCUCUGUAACAAAACAUUUGCAUACGAAUGUAAUUAUCAUACUCACUGCAAAUCACAAACGCAUAAAGCAAGAGAGAAAAUGAUGAAAUCUAUAAAAGAUGAUUAAUAAAUGUAUAAUUAUAGAUAAAUAAGUGUAAAUAAAUAAAUAAAGAUUA
Messenger RNA from Teleopsis dalmanni, 1167 nucleotides. RefSeq names its product transcription factor Ouib-like. The transcript is spliced from 5 exons. Gene Ontology annotation, cellular component: nucleus. Gene Ontology annotation, molecular function: zinc ion binding; DNA-binding transcription factor activity, RNA polymerase II-specific; RNA polymerase II cis-regulatory region sequence-specific DNA binding. The coding region runs from base 120 to 1118 and encodes 332 amino acids. The record is from RefSeq and is a predicted model, not a curated record. Lineage: Eukaryota; Metazoa; Arthropoda; Insecta; Diptera; Diopsidae. Gene Ontology annotation, biological process: regulation of transcription by RNA polymerase II.